AUGGCGGGAGCACCAUCUCGUGCGGCAAUAAUUGAACGUCAGGAGAAGGCUGCCCCAGAACUUUCAGCUCUUGUCAAUGCGUUGACAAACGAAUCAUUGGACGCGCUGCUACCCAAGCUACUAGAGUGGUCGACGCUGCCAUGGGAUAGACCCCGGGGUGAUCUCUGUCACUGGCUGCCUCUUUUGAAUCGGCUGGACGCCGAAAUGAAGACUAUCAUUGCCAAUUACGACUUCAAGACUAGUAAACCAGUUGUUCUAGCUCCAGAACACGAAAAAAGUCUGCUGGCGAUGGUCCAGUUCGCCGCCACGCUAACGGAAAACUGUGCCAACCGUGCAGUCUACCCCAGCGUACCAAUUCUUGGCUUACUGAUUGAAACAGCAAACAUAGUGGUAGUGUCCAAUACACUGUUUCUACUGUCAAAGUUUUUACCCAGGAAGGGAAGCAAUAUCGCUACGAUUGAAGUGCUAUCACAGCAUAUUAACGCCAAAAAACUUGUCAGGAUGUUCUGUUUAGUACCAGCCCAGAUUUCUUCUAAAUACAUCGAGCUCAAAGACUUUUACGAUCUUCCCCCUCUGUACUGGGCAGAGGGAUAUGCCCUCGUGGGCGGACCAAAUCUGGGCUGGCCGGAGGAUCCUUCCUUCAUUCAGAACUCAGACCUACACACUUUGGUUUCAAAUACUUGUCAGAAUACUCCGGAGAUUCUUUGGGAGGGACUGCGCUAUCGUAUCUGGCUUGCAAAGGCUUUCACAGGCGAUGCUAGCGUUAGACAUCAUCUGAUCUUUACUCAAUGCCGUUCAAUUGCAAUUGCUUUCUACAUUCUUCAGGAAGCCAAGUUCACGGCCGAAAUUUUGGCUAUUAGACCAAAUACUUUGACCGCGAUUGCCAAGUUAGUGACCUCCAGCCAUAUUGCUGAACUGCGUCUCCUUGGUGUUCAGAUCUUCCAUCACAUCGUUAUAGAUCGAAGUUCGAUUCUAUCCGCAGAAGUCCGCCGAACGAAAUGUUUGGGUAUCAUUACAGUUCUCUCUCAAGCAACGAGAGCAGCAAAACUUGGGGAGCCAAUUGCUGAAGAAUUCUUGUCUCGUUUGUUCAGCUUCGCAAGAGAUGCAAUGUGGGUCGAUCUAACUGCAAUGGGGAUCAUCCCAUUGUGUCUUGAGUUCUUGACCAUUGACACACCUUUACUCCUCAAAUCCAAAACGGCCUGCUCAUCUUUUCUGAAUACCUUGGUGAUGGAGGUGCAGGCAGCUAACACCGCCUUCAUCGAAGUCAACGGAGUAGAGUCUUUGAUACACAUUCUUGUCCGUGAGGUAGAUCCGACGAGAGUAAGAGAAGCUCUAAGGGUGGAAUCUCCGCCAACAUUUUGCAAAGUCGACCAUGAUCUCAGCUUAGAUCGUGUUCGCUGGAUUUGCUCGGCAGUGGUUCUUUUGGCUAAUUUAUUGACAUUAAGGCGCUCCUCUACUCUGUUCCGGAAAGUUUUGGAUUCCCCACUGCUGGAUGUUUGUGCAGAGUUGAUUUCAAACCCAGCUAUUUUUUCUGGCCGUAAUGCUGCUUUGGCUCUUGAUCUUGUUGUAGCACUCAUAAAACAAGAUGAAAACACAAUUCAAGUUUUGCAGGAGAAAAAUUUAAUGGGUAAAAUGCUUAACGAUACUAUGAUUCUAUUCGAUCCACGGUUCAAACAAUACCCGGCCGGAAUAGCCUUUUAUGUUGCUCUUUGCGGCGUUUGCAAAUCUCUGAGUGCACCUGGGAAUGAAAAUAUUUUAGAAAAGGCUACAUCUAAAGCAUUUGAUGCCAUUAUUGACGAUAUGAACAAUAUCCCAAUGUUCGCAUUUCGGCAAAUUGGUAGAGUUACGUUUUCAAAUGCCGGUGCCCCCAAAGAUGAGCUCUUUGUAUUGAUUCACCAGUUGCUUCGCGUAUUUUCACGAGUCAAGAGUAAACUUACCGAUUCAUCUGCCAUAUCGCCCGAGGUAUUUACUACUGACAGUGAUGGCACUGACUGGGCGCCCCCAGGAGCUACUGUAUCAUCCCUCGAUGCCAUUAUGCAUCUAGCUGAAACAUCACUUGAAGAGCCAAGAGUAAUGUCGGCGUUCAUCAAGGUGAAGGGUCAUUUAAGGCUCCUGGAAGUGUUAGCCGAAAGUCCCCUGCCAUUCGACUAUUCUAAUAGAGCCGCAGGCAAAACUCGUCUUGUCCGGCUUUUCAAGCGCAUUUACCAACUCUCAUCAGAUCGUCCAAAAUUUAUGGGAGAAUGCGUCGAGUACUUGUUAAAUAUUACACGCACUCUGGUCAAACAUGUGAACGAUGCUGCACCAUUUCCCUCGUCCUCGGGCGAUGUAACUCUACUUUGGGCAGCCUCGUCAUUUUGCUUUACAAUCCAGCUUGUCUCGCGUAUUUUGUUCAUUAACCCAAGAUCGGCUGCAACAGUGAUUUCUUUUUUCCGAUCCGGUAGUGGUGUUGCUGUAUCCGACCUAGUACGAAUGCUGGGACAGAUCCAUCAAUGGGCUUUAGAGCAGAGUGCUAAGUGGGUAUCUCUUCUCGGAAAGGAUAUGGAGUGGGAUACAAACCCUAUCUCAGCUCGUAUCUCUAGUUAUAUGGGUCCCGGCGUAGGGCUGAACGGCGAAACUACCGCAGCAGAUACUGAGUAUGUCACUAAACUCUUCCGUGCUCUACCUUCUGACACCCGUUCUGAAGCACAGGCUAUCAAAGCUAACCGCUGGCUUCUAGCCCGAGUCCACAUUUUGUGCACUGAAUUCAUGGGAUAUAUUUCGAUGUACGCGACAGCCGAUUCGAUUUAUGAGCUUGACCCGAAAUGUGCAUUGGUCGCAUCACAAUAUGUUUCUGAAGUCUAUCGGGCAAAUCUUAACAGGGCGAUGACAUGGGAUUUGGGCCUUCUUGGCCGUUACGCUACUGUCUAUUUCUUGAUUGACUUACGAAGUAUCUUGCUGAAUGAUAGAAAAUAUCUGAAUUUGGGUGCUUUCGUUCUAUUCGUACAGUCGGGCGGACUGGGUGAUUUCGUGAGGUUGGUGAACCGCUUAGUGUGUUCGCAUCGUGAUGGAAGCGUUGCUAGCUUGUACUUGGCUGAAGGCUGCAAAAGUGUCGAUUUUUAUGAUGACAGUAUUGUAUUUGCUUUGGAUCGCCUAAGUGAGCUUGUUUCAAGUCCAGAAUACAUGGGAAAUUCUCUACACAACACUGAAUUUUGUGUCAGAGCAUCUGGAGCCGAUGAGCCUGAAUACUUCUCGAUGGCUCAGUUUUUGGUAGAGUUACGCAUCAAAAUAUUGGUCGACCUUAAACAGGCACUCCCUCUUAGCUCUUGGUCUAAGCUUCCUGCACUAGCGCUUGAAUCGCUCCAGGAGAUUUUCGAGUUUGUGAACUUGGACAUCCAUUCAGACGACGACGAAAUGGCACUCCCUGGGUCAGAUCUUGAAAGGUCGAACUUACCUUUGCUCAUAUUACCAGGUGUAAUGUUCAACUGGGAAGAGAAGGUUGCUGCACUGACAAGCACAGGAAGUAUAAGCACAGAGAAGGCAGAAACAGCUCUAAGGGAAAAUGAGGGGUCUGUAAGAUUAGUAUGUCAAACUUUAGACAUCCCCCUACCACCGGAGAACUUAUUUGAAAGAGAGCAAAUCGUCGGUAUUCCACCUGAACUCGAUGGGCAUCAAUACAAAGUUAUCGAGGAUCUUCAUUUAUUAAAUAACCAAUGGAAAGACUGGAUUGGCGAAUAUAUUCUUCGAAUUGUCGACAACAAUAACAAUUCUCCGUUCUAUGCGACAAAGCUGUUCUCUAAAGUUGUAAGGGACUGGGGCGAAUUGGAAGGCUCCAAAGCCCAUGAGCUUUUGAGAUUACUUUUGUCUGAUGUUCAUUCUGGUAGUAUCACUCCGGCUAGAUUGUAUUUCUUGGCGACCCUUACAGGAAUAGGCUGGCUUUGCUUUCACAUACGGCCGCAGCUGGCUGCUUCCAUCAACAAGCUGACAGAACUUGCCACUGGACCUAAUGAGCACUUGAUUGCACCUGCGCUAACUAUUUUGGAGAAGGUGCUGGUUGAAGAUGGCUCUACUGCGGCUGUGGUGUCAACUUGGUUAGAGACCGAAGCAUUGGGCUUCGUGCAAAAGCUUGCAAGUGCCCCGAGCCACGACAAUGUCACUGAGGUGGUGAUUGCUCGUUUUCUUCUUCUUCUAUCAUGGAGAAGUGCUUCAUAUGAUAUCCCCAUAUCAUUGAUCGACUCUGGUGUGUUGGAUAGAUUCCUAUCGAUAAUUCAAAAGUUGACAGGCAGUGUUAUGGGUCAGCAACUUCAGCUGGUUACUAUACUGUUGCUCAGGAGUGUUGUGGAACCUGAUGAUGUUCAGGCUAGAGUUUUUCAGUCUAGCUUGUUGAAAGUCCUAACGACCGAAAGUACACGACCAGAGUUUGAUGAGAUUUUCAAUAUGUUCGCAGAUAUUUUUGCCCGAAAUCCGCAAUUAAUGGUUGACGUAUGCUCUAAGGAGACGGUCUAUGAUCAGGAAGCAGAUGUGCUUGUGCCACGUUUACUGUAUGAAAAGUUUGUUGAUCAUAUCAAUCAGCAUAUACUGAAGAGAGGCUAUGAUAUCCGUCCUGUUGGAGUACCCAAGAAAACAUCUCAAACACCUUACCCUCGCUCAAUUCCUAAAGUUGAAGCGUGUAAAAUGGUCUAUUCUUUGGUUGAGAAGUUGCUUUCACAACCAUACAGUGAGGCGUACGAAGGUGCUCUGAAUUUUGUUGCCGCGCAGCAAGAGUCAUAUGGAGUUACACCUCUGUUCGAUACAGCGAAUUCAAAUUGGGCGUAUUUCCGCCGUGUUGCAAACUAUACACAUUUUUUGUUAGUGACAUUAUUUGAAAUUUGCGAUGUAUCGGAGGUUGCUCGUCAAGCAGUUCUCUUCUACCCUCGGCCUAUUGAGACAAUUCCACCUGAUCUUUCAGUUAUGCCUGAUGAUAUUACUCCCUUAUUCCCUUUUUUGUUGCAGGUUGCGUGUGGCUAUCGCACGGCAUCUUCAGUGCCCAGCCCUUGUCAUAUUAUUGCUGAAUCUAUGGCUAAUACCGCAGGCCAGCUUUUCUACAGCUUUACUUAUAUGGCGGCCGAGUCAUUCGUUACGAAGGAAAUGGUUGACAUACGAACGGAACGUACAAAAUAUUUGUGCAACGUGGUAAGCGCUCUACUUCGAUAUCAGUUUGGUUACUCAAAGAUGCAUGACGACUCUUUUGGACCGUUGAUUUCCCCUGCUAGAGCAAAGAAGCUUCUUGAGAGUGUUGUAGCCAUUUUGAAUUUGGCACUCCGUCAAAACUCGAUCCAGUGGCAAUUGGUUUCUCCUGUUCCAUUUAUCGCGUUGACAAUUAUUUCCAGCAAGCUUCCUGAGCUGAUUUCAGACUGUUUAGGGAGAUUUGACAUUUCAGAUCCAUCGUUCGAAGCAGCUCGUGCCGACUUUUACAAGUUUUUCCGACGAGUUUCGUUCUAUGACUCUUUAGAUAUCAACAAUGAUCAUCCUAUGCCUCCUGGCGAAAGUUUAUUACCACUUGAACCUCCAUCUGACCGAGAUUUGGCAAUAUCGUUAGGUGAACGUGAUGAUAUGCACCCUAUAUUUCGCACAGUUAUUGAAGCACCCCAUCCUGUGGAUGAAUACGAGUCGAUUGAAAAUGAUACUGAUUUCGAGUUUGAUGGUGUCGAGUAUGUUUACGGGCCGUCCCGAUCGGGGCGUCAGCGUGGUGUAAACGGAGCGCCUGAAUUAGAGCAUGAUAGUAACAAUGGCUCGGAUAAUGACGAGGAAGUCAGCUCUGAACCGAGUUCUGCAGUUGGAAGAAGUGGAAGCGAUGGAUCUGAUUUUGAUCCAGAGUCUUCUCUCAACUCUGACCAGGAUUCCAGUGUUGACGAUGCCCUCGCCGAUGAAGUUACUAGCGAAGAUGAGGCACCGCUUGGCAGCCAAAAUUCAACGCGUUGGGGUGAGACAGGGCACGAGGAGGAUGAUGAUGAUGGCUUCAUCUCAUACGAGAAUGUUUCAGAUGAUGAUGCUGCAAGCUUAGCGAGUGACGGCACAGGUGGGAGCCUGGAGGCUAAUAGCGAGAUGGAGCACGAGGACGCCGAAGACGAGGAAAUGUUUUCUGAAGAUUUCGAGCUGGAUGAAGGAGAAGACCCAAUGGAGUUUUCGCUGGUUCUGGAGCCGUGGGAUCGGGACAUCAGUGAUGAGACUGAACACAGUAGUGAUGAUGACCGAAGCUAUGACGAUAGCGAUGCGCAUUCAAUAUAUUUCAGCGAUGAGAUGGAACAUCAAGACACUCAUAGAGCAAUUGAUGUUCCUGAUAAUCAAGAAGAUGGGAACUCUACCGAGCAGUCAGCUUCCCUGCAACGUGCUUCCAUGCUGGCACAGUUGUACGCAAAUGAUGUCGAUGAGGAAGUUUCAGAUGCGGAUAGCUUCAGCAGUAGUAGCUCUAUUGACGUGGUUCUGGAGAACGAGAUGUUUAACUUCAACUCAUUUGAGCUUGAGCUUGGCUUGGGCAUGUCAGGGACCGGAAGACUAACAAACUCUUUGGGCGGCGCUGGUAUUCUCGACCUUGAAGGUGAACUCGGUGGUGAAGCCGAGGCACCUCGUGCAUUUACAGUGCAUCCUAAUUCGCGUGAAGAUUUCUCAGACAUGGCGAUUUAUCGUAUGGAUGACGGUGAACCAUACUACUUCCAGUUUGAGGACAUCGACAUUGAUAAGUUACUCACGCGGAACCCGCUGCUCAUAGAACCGCACCUUCUCGCACGAGCAGCCAAUUGCAUUUUUGGCGGAGAGCUACCAUCGGUCAGUGAGAAAGUAAGUCUUGCACAGCCAGAUCGACUAAUGAGUAGCAGCCCUACUGCCACGACAUUCAUAGAGUUCGCUAACGAGCGUACCAAAAAUCGGUGGGCCUCGUAUCUGGAGUAUGUGGGUCUUCCAAAGCGUGAAAUAUUUGCUCGCAAACUGCGUCAGUUGUUUGUUCAAGUCAAUGAGCGUGACAUUGACGUUGAUGCAGAGUGGCUUGAAUCAUUAGAUUACGCAGCUGAUACAAUAAGGGAAAUCGAGCAAGAUACACCCUCUGAUGAUAACCUCUUCCGAGAAGGGCAAGAUGGAAUUUACUUGGAUGAAGGUGCAGAGAUUUUGCAAAGUUUGGGUUCUAGCCAAAACAGAGUUCCGGUCUUUGGUAGACCAGAGAUGGAUAGGUUGUGGCCAAAUAUCAAGUUCAAAUUUUCAUCGAACCAUGCGUGGACUUCGUCAAUAUCGAAACAGGUCAUGUUAGCACAACUUCGAUUUGUUUUUGUUCCUUGGUCAACUCAAAAGGAAGCCCAACUUAUUUGCGAUGAAGUGUCCUCUUUGAGCUGGGACUUAUUUCACUGCUUUGUUGAAGGUCUUUUCAAAAUAUUGGAUGCUGUAUCUUCAGGUGAGUUUGGAGUGUUUGAGAUGUUUAUGAAACUAGGCCCUCAGGACACGAGUCCUGCACUUGCAAUGAAGACACUGGGGUCGACAAGUGCUGAAUUGCUAUUACGGCAAGCCUUGUUAUUGAUUGUUUUACUUCAAGAAAAGCCAAAACUACGAACUUUGCUAGUUAUGGUCGAUAGCGAAAGCUCUCUCAGUGGUGGGUUUGCAGUCAACAAGUUGCUAGAGCUUCUUGACCGACCUGUUUUUAGACACGACAGCGCGCUAAUGGAGCGACUACUAUUCGUGAUAGACGAAGUGACAAGGACGAUCUGCGAGAAAGUCACUCCGAAUACGACUGGUGUUCGUGGAUUGUUCUCCGCAGAGAACUUGCAUCGCCUCAUGCAGGUAUGGACUGCGGACGGAAGCACUUCUGUCGCGUUUAAUCAUGCCGCGCAUUCAAUAGCGCACUUGGGCAAAGUUAUAAGUAUUGGACCGUUGGUUAGCAAGGAGUUGCUUGCCGAUACUCAAGCAUGGAUCAAGAAGAUGAUAAGCGAGCUUGAUGAACUGAUGUCUGAGGCAGAGUCAGAAGAUGGCCUCACCUCAAAACUUACAUCCUACACAUCUGUUCAAAAUAUGUUGAUGAGGGCAUCAAAGGUUGCCAAAUUUAAAAUGGUCCCCGGCUCGUAUGACUUUGCAUUGGAUCUUUUCCAUAAUAGAGCCCUGAAUCUUUUGAUGAACAAGGUGAGUGAAGUUCUCAUGCUUGCCGCUAACCCUCACUCGCAGUUUUUAAGAAUCAGUUCUUUGAAACCGUUGAUUGAAAGUUUUUUAAAUUUUGGCCGUACGGCGUCUGAGGAUAAAUAUGAUCAUGAAAAAAGCUCACAAGGCUACCUGCGAUCUUUACGUGACUUUAUUUCUCAACACUUUAAGCCUUUUAACGAGCUUGUUCGAAAGAACUCGCACCAAUUCUUGUCAAACACGGUGGAAAUACUCAAGAAACACAGCCAGCUUCUCACAUUCGAAAAUAGGAAGCAGUAUUUCUCGGACGAAAUGGGAGCAUUCCGCAGGUAUCGGAGCAGGAUGGCUGUGCCUCUGAAAGUUUCGAGAAGCAACCUUUUUAUGGAUUCGAUGGAUCAUCUUAUGAAACUUGAGCCAUUUGAGCUUCGUUUGGGGCAACUGGAUGUGCACUUCGAUGGUGAAGAGGGCAUUGACCAAGGUGGUCUCAACCGAGAGUGGUAUUCCGAAAUGACGAAAUACAUUUUCCACCCUGAGAACGGGCUUUUUGAACAGCACGCGAGUGGUCUGCGACCUAAAGCAGUACCUGGUAGCCUUGACAAGUUUUUAUUCAUUGGAAGGUUCAUCGGAAAGGCUGUAGUUGAUGGACAGCUUCUAGAUGUUGUGUUCAGUCCGUCUGUUUACAAGUUUCUCCUCAAGGAGACGAUAACGAUGGAAGAUUUGAAAGUCAUUGAUGAAACGUAUUACAACUCGUUAAAGUGGAUGCUUGAAAACGAUAUUACGGACGUGAUCGAUGAAGUGUUCGCUGUGGAGACGCCAGGGCACCCUGAUCAACUCAUAGAUCUUAUCCCAAAUGGCUCGAAGAUUCCCAUGACCGAAAGCAACAAAAAAGAGUAUGUCGAAUUACGAGCCGCAUGGGAUCUUUACAAAAGGGUCGAGCCACAGCUCGAGCAACUCAGCACAGGCUUUUACGAGUUGAUGAAGUUCAGCCUCGUCAGUUUGUUCAAUCCUAAAGAACUUGAGCUUGUGAUUGGUGGCAUUCCGAAGAUUGACAUCACAGAUUGGCGUUUGAACACUGAAUAUGAAGGGUAUUCAGCAUCUUCUCCCCAGAUUCGGUGGUUCUGGCGAACUGUCAAGUCAUACGAUCACGCGCAGCGGGCUAAGCUGCUGCAAUUCUGUACUGGAUCGGCUAAAGUUCCAGUAGAUGGGUUCCAGCACCUACCGGCAGGUAGAUUCAACAUAUCCCGAGACCGAAGAUCGCCUGAGUGGCUCCCAACUGCUCAUACCUGCACCAACCAUCUAUGCUUACCAGAGUACACUUCCUACGAUAAGCUGCGGGCGGCAGUAUCUAGGGCGAUAUCUGACGGUGCAGGUUCUUUUGGAUUGGCUUAA
This is a messenger RNA of Wickerhamiella sorbophila, 9498 nucleotides long. RefSeq lists its product as hypothetical. Bases 1 to 9498 code for a protein of 3165 amino acids. The record is from RefSeq and is a predicted model, not a curated record. Gene Ontology annotation, molecular function: ubiquitin-protein transferase activity. The transcript has a single exon. NCBI's taxonomy places the organism in Eukaryota, Fungi, Ascomycota, Dipodascomycetes, Dipodascales, Trichomonascaceae.